AUGGAAGCGAGCGGCCGUCCAAGUUCUUCAAGGACGGAUAUCAACACGGCACGUGUUGAAGAAAUCAUCCAAAGGGAUCGACGAGUAACCGUGCGUGAGAUUGCCUCAGAGUUGGACCUGAGUUAUGGUAACGUUCAGCGUAUCGUAACCGAUGAGUUGCGAUAUUCCAAAGUUUGUGCCCGCUGGGUUCCACGUGCGUUGUCCGCGGAGCAUAAGGCCACUCGAAUGAUGUGCAGCCUCACAUUUCUUCAGCGAUACCAUUCAGACGGCCAACACUUCAUUGAUCGCAUCGUUACCGGUGAUGAAACAUGGCCUCAUCACUUCACCCCCACAUCCAAAAGAGCCACGAUGAAGUGGAAACACGCUGGAUCAAGGAAGAAGUUAGGUCACACACCUCUGCCGGUAAAGUGA
Messenger RNA from Stegodyphus dumicola, 411 nucleotides. RefSeq names its product histone-lysine N-methyltransferase SETMAR-like. Lineage: Eukaryota; Metazoa; Arthropoda; Arachnida; Araneae; Eresidae. The record is from RefSeq and is a predicted model, not a curated record.